AAAAACAUUGUUUGCUUUAGGAAGGUGUAUAAUGUUCAAGAAAACGAAACGAGAUCAAAACAGGAUAAGAUUCCACGAUCAAUGCUGUUUACGCAGGCCAAAGUGGGCGACGACGAAUUACGCAUUCGCUAAUGGUGAACAGUAAAAAAAAUUCAUAAUUUAAAGAACUUACAUGCGGUAAAACAGUGUCCCCUUCGCCUGCAUCAUCACCCUUUUCGUUCUCAAAGGGAUUGAAAGCAUCGAUGUCGUCCGCCAUAUUGAAUAUCGUGAUCAAAACAGUCGUUUCGCGUUCGGAAACAUUCGGAGGCUGACGAGGUGUUCCGAGUUACCCGAUACGAUGCGACAAUUUAUUUUGCUUCCGCCAUUUUGCUCCGUGGGCCUUUUUUUUGUGAUUUCAGAUUUAUCCUUAUUUGUUGUCUUGAUGGCCGAGGUACAGCUCUUGGUUUUGGGGCCAGAAGGGGUAGGAAAGACAGUCAUGCUGAAGAGGCUUAAAACACUGACCGCACAGCAGAAUUUAGCUCAAGCCCAACAAAAACAAGAACUUGGUGAGGCACCUUCUACCGUCCCAACGAUAGGCGUCAAUCUGGUCACACUGACACACCAUAGAAAGAAAUAUACUUUCAGAGAGCUUGGAGGAGCAAUGGGACCAAUUUGGAAUAACUACUUCAAAGAAGCAGCCUGUUUGGUGUAUGUUAUAGACAUGGCUAACCAGACUCAAAUUGCUUCAGCCUGCAUCCAGUUGUUGGAAGUACUCUCUUCAAAACAAACCCAAGAAAUGGCGGUUCUUCUGAUUUUUAACAAGAUCGAUUCUCCAGACUGUAUGAGUAUGAGCGAAAUUAGCGCUAUAAUGAGGCUUCGAGAGGUUCUAGCCAACGCUAGGCAAGACAUUACAGUUUUGGAAUGCAGUUUUCGCGAGGGGACAGGCUUAGAUCGAAUUUUAAAGUGGCUACAGGAGAAAUGUUGUGUGUCGUCCUUAGCAAAAUAAUGACAGACAAAACACCUGUGAAUAAAUUAUUUGCAACUUGAA
Messenger RNA from Orbicella faveolata, 1027 nucleotides. Its product is annotated as ADP-ribosylation factor-like protein 16. The record is from RefSeq and is a predicted model, not a curated record. Gene Ontology annotation, molecular function: GTPase activity; GTP binding. Lineage: Eukaryota; Metazoa; Cnidaria; Anthozoa; Scleractinia; Merulinidae.